AUGGAACCGUACGUGGUGUUGGACCCACGACAGAGAGCUCUGUAUCGUGACGUGAUGCAGGAGAGCUACGAGACGCUGAUGGCACUGGAAUUCCCUGUUUCUAAACCCGAUCUGCUGUCCCGCCUGGACCACAGAACUGAACCUACAGCCCUAGAUCUCCACGUGCCCAAGGACACCUCGACUGAUGGAGCAGGAGCAGAGCAGGAACCACCUCAAGAAGAAACUACUGAGAAAGAGCCUGAAGUGGUGAAACCUGUGGGUGAGGAGCAUCCUUUGAACCCCACCGAGGUUGGGGUGAAGACAAACAGGAGCCUGGGACCGGUGGAAACAUCCACGCGUCCACCUGAGACUCAACCCAGCAACACGUGCGGCGAAUGCGGGAAGAACUUCAGCCACAAAUCAGCUCUGGUGAAACAUCAGAAGAUCCACACCGGUGACCGUCCCCACGAAUGUCCUGACUGUGGCAAAUGCUUCAUCCAACGUUCAGAUCUCACCAUCCACCAACGGGUCCAUACUGGUGAACGACCUUACGCCUGCCCCGACUGCGGGCGCCGCUUCAGCGUCAGCUCUUCUUUACUCACCCACCAACGUACCCACGCGCCCGGUGGUGAGAAACCCAACCGUUGUCCUCAGUGUGGUCGUAGCUUUGCUGAUCCAGGAGCUCUUGACCGACACCAGAAAAGCCACCUUGGUGGGAAACCCUACGAGUGUGGAGUGUGUGGAAAAGCUUUUGCCUGGAGUUCCCACCUCGAACGACAUCGCCGUAUCCACACCGGUGAGAAACCUUUCCAGUGCCCUGAAUGUGGUCGAGCUUUCGCUUGGAGCUCCCACCUUGACCGCCACAUGCGUACCCACGUUGCCACUGCUGCUUCUGAAGAUGAAGAAGAUGGAGAAGCAGAAGAAGAACCUCCACCACCUCCUCAAAAAUGUUCCGACUGCGGCAAACGCCUCAAUCAUCAAACAGACCCUCAACGUUUUAAACACAAAGGUACCCAAACGUCACCGACCGGUACCGAGCCCACCAACAACCCACCGCGUCCCCAUCGCUGUGAGGAGUGUGGAAAAUGUUUCUCCCAGACCUCCAACCUCCUCAAACACCAACGUGUCCACACCGGUGAGCGGCCAUAUCCUUGCCCAGAUUGCAACCGUUGUUUCCGUUGGGUUUCAGCUCUUACCAAACACCAACGUACCCAUAACCGUCAACAACAACUUGAUGAUACCAUCAAAACCAUUCCAACAACCUCAGAAGAAACCAACACCAGAGGAAAUAACAAACCUUACCCAUGUGGUUCAUGUGGGAAAAGUUUUGGUUGGAUUUCACACUUAGAACGUCAUCGUCGGAUCCAUACUGGAGAAAAACCUUUUCGUUGUGGAGAAUGUGGACGAGCUUUCGCCGUCAGUUCUCAUUUGGAACGACAUCGUCGGAUUCAUACCGGUGAACGACCUUACCGGUGUGGUGAUUGCGGGAAAAACUUCGCCAACGUCACCGACGACUUCACCGAGGUGAAAAACCUUAUCAAUGUGGUCUUUGUGGCAAAGGUUUUACUUGGAGUUCUCACUACGAUCGACACCGACUCACUCACACCGGUGAAAAACCUUUCCCUUGUGCUCACUGUGGGAAAUGUUUCGGUCGGAGCUCUCACCGGAACCGUCACCAACGGGCUCAUGCUCAGGAGAACACCAAAAAACCACAUGUUUGUCCUCAAUGUGGGAAAACUUUUGGUCUUGCCACGGCUUUGGCGGCUCAUCAACGUCUACACGGCGGUGUCGUCGGCACGGGGGGUUGUAGCCCCCUCUCCUUAUUGCCACCUACGUGGUGGGAGG
This is a messenger RNA of Antrostomus carolinensis (chuck-will's-widow), 1824 nucleotides long. RefSeq names its product endothelial zinc finger protein induced by tumor necrosis factor alpha-like. Gene Ontology annotation, biological process: regulation of transcription by RNA polymerase II. The transcript has 4 exons. Gene Ontology annotation, cellular component: nucleus. The annotation marks the transcript as partial. Lineage: Eukaryota; Metazoa; Chordata; Aves; Caprimulgiformes; Caprimulgidae. The record is from RefSeq and is a predicted model, not a curated record. Gene Ontology annotation, molecular function: RNA polymerase II cis-regulatory region sequence-specific DNA binding; DNA-binding transcription activator activity, RNA polymerase II-specific.